ACCUCUUCUAGAAACGCUGAAAACCAUUCUUAUCUGCGCCCGCACAUACAUAUUAUUUUCGGUUUUUCACCACUUGAUCUGAGCUAUAUAACCGUGUCUCCAGUCUCCACCUAAAACACCAAUCCCACAAACCAUCCCUCCGACUUCAGAUCUUCACUUGUCCUCGGUAUCAUCUUCCGAACCGAAGAGCAUGAGCAACAACACCGGCAACCAAGAUUCACGACCCCAGUACCCUCCCAAUCCCCUGUCUGAAAGAGAGACAAACCCCUUUUCUCAAGAACCACCAUCCAAAGAGAUGGACACCAAUCCAUUUCACCAAGAACCACCACCCAAGGAGAUGGAAACCAACCCAUUUCACCAAGAACCACCCUCGCUGAGAGAGGCACCUCCUCUCUUUCCAUCCAUGCCUGCUUCCGCACCAACAGAUGAAAGAAACCCUUUUCACCAAGAGCCAAGAGAACCACAAUCUCACCUCCCUUCUGCGUACCCUCCUCCCCCAGCAGAAGAAACAGCAGUCCCGAUUCGCCGAGAACCAUCGUCGAAAAGCAUCCAAGAGAAUGAAUCUCCUCCUCCUCCUCCGCAAUAUGUUGCAUCAUGUUCUUCUUCAUCUCAACCGCCCUGUGAGGGAGAGAGUGCAGAGAAAUGGGGGACUCAUGUGAUGGGGACACCGGCUGUUCCCACGAUUCACCCUGAUAACAAGAAGGCUGCCUUCUGGGGAGCCACCGAGGCUCAAGCUCAGUCCCAUCAUCAUCCUUAUCUCCAGUACAGUCCGAUUGAAAGAUCAUCGGGCUCAAGUAGUAGUCCUAUGGAGAACAUCCUGCAUAUGUUCAACUCAUGGAGUCAUAAGGCCGAGAAAGUAGCCACCAACGUUUGGCAAAACCUGAAAACUGGCUCAUCUGUGUCCGGAGCUGCAUGGGCGAAGGUCAACUUAAGAGCCAAGGCCAUCACCGGAGGGGGGUUCGAGACUCUUUACAAGCAGACUUUCGCAACCUAUCAAAAUGAGACGCUCAGGAAGAAUUUUGCAUGUUACUUGUCCACGACAACCGGACCAGUUGCCGGGACUCUCUAUCUCUCUAACAUUCACGCUGCGUUCUGCAGCGACCGCCCCUUAUCCUUCACCGCGCCGUCUGGUCAGGUCACUUGGAGCUACUACAAGGUGAUGGUGCCCCUAGGCCAAAUUGGCGCCGUAAACCCCGUGGUGAUGAGAGAGGGUCAAUCAGAGAAGUACAUUCAGAUCGUUACAUUCGACGGGCACGAUUUCUGGUUCAUGGGCUUUGUCAAUUACGAGAAGGCAACUCGCCAUCUGACACAGAGCAUCUCCGCAUUCGUAGCACCCGGUGUUGCUGUACCACAACUGCCUCCACCUCCGCCACCAGCUGCUGCAUAAGAUUCUCUCCCGGAUUAUUUCCCUUAUACGACCUUGUAUUUUUCUCGGCGCGUUGUUUGUCAUAUUCCAGAGUGCCAUCUUUUUUUCCCCAGUUUUCUUUUUCUGGUCUAACUGUUUGUCGGAGUUUAAUUCAUUGGAUUUUAGCCGUACAAAUUACAUAUGCGGUGGCACCACGGUCAUGCAUGCUUUUUCCGAAUUCCUGAUGCAGGAUGGAAUUUACAGAGAAAUUUCUGAGCUUCGUGAUGUUUUUCAAAA
This is a messenger RNA of Syzygium oleosum, 1642 nucleotides long. Its product is annotated as GEM-like protein 5. The transcript is spliced from 3 exons. The coding region runs from base 191 to 1387 and encodes 398 amino acids. Lineage: Eukaryota; Viridiplantae; Streptophyta; Magnoliopsida; Myrtales; Myrtaceae. The record is from RefSeq and is a predicted model, not a curated record.